Messenger RNA from Armigeres subalbatus, 3982 nucleotides. Its product is annotated as monocarboxylate transporter 12-like. The record is from RefSeq and is a predicted model, not a curated record. NCBI's taxonomy places the organism in Eukaryota, Metazoa, Arthropoda, Insecta, Diptera, Culicidae. Bases 23 to 1885 code for a protein of 620 amino acids. Gene Ontology annotation, biological process: transmembrane transport. Gene Ontology annotation, cellular component: membrane. The transcript is spliced from 8 exons. Gene Ontology annotation, molecular function: monocarboxylic acid transmembrane transporter activity.
GCUAGGAGCAGCCAGUUGGGCGAUGUCACUUUUUGCAGCAACCAUUGUGGUGGCAUUAUGCCGUCGGAAGUCAACACGCUUGACGGCCGUUCUCGGUGGGCUGGUGUGUGCGCUGGGCAUACUGUUCACCUCGUUUGCCACCCAGAUGCACCAGGUGGCGUUCAGUUAUGGAGUGAUAGUGGGAGUUGGAGCCGCCAUGGUUCGUGAGUCGGCAGCCGUUAUGCUGGGCCAUUACUUCAAGCGGCGGAGACAAUUUGUCGAAAUGAUUACGAUGUCGGGCGAAGGUGUCGGCGUGGCGCUGUUUUCUGUGAUACUGAAAGAAGGAGUUGGGAAAAUGGGCUGGCGCCUGGGCCUGCAAGCCGUCACCGGGCUGGUAUCGUUUAGUUUCUUCAUGGGUUUGCUGUACCGGCCGGCAUCGCUCUAUCAUCCACAGCGACGGGCGAUUCUGCAUCUGAAAAACCAAAGGAAGAAGGUGAAAGAGAAGAAAACCCACGUUCGUACACCAAAGCCACCGUUCCUGGACUGGACCCCACUGAAGCUUGCCUCCGUCCGGAUGCUCUCGAUUUCGGCAGCUGUGGCCGCGUUCGGCAUCUACUCGCCCGUCUUUUUUCUGUCGCUGCACGGAUUCACCGAAGGAUACGACAUGCAGGACUUGGUUCUACUGCAAACCUUCCUGGGGCUUUCGAUAGCGCUCGGCGUCGUGUUUAGUGGUUCAUCCAUCAACAAAACACUGGAGAUCUCCUUCAAGAAAAUUCGAAUAUCUCGUCAAUAUGUCUGUCAGGGCUGUGUUACGCUUAUUUCUCUAUCCCUACUAGUGCUCUCGGCUGUUGCCGACUACCGGGGCUUAUGCUUUUCGGCAUGGGCCUACGGUCUAGGGCUUGGUGGCUACCGAUACACCCUCAAAAUGCUGGCCAUCGAGCGGAUACGGGGAAAGUAUUUCUCCAAGGCAUGGGGAUUUAUCAAAAGUGCUGAAUCACUGCCGGUGCUGUUCGGAGUUCCGUUGUGUGCUUUCCUGAACGAUUCAUCGCACCGGUACGGCCGAGCCGGGUACUACGUCUGUGCAGCUAGUGCGGCCAUUUCGGCUAUCAUCUUGUUUUUCGUCGGCCAUCCGGACGGAAAGAAUAUGAAGUACUCGACCAAUGGCUCAAUCACGUCCCGUUGCACUGUUCCCACUUCAUCGAGUGACUGUCAGCAUAUGCUGAAUCGAAGCUUUUCAUCGCAGCGUUUCAACAAUCAAUGGUAUCCGAACACCCACAGUACGAAUCUGUCCAGCGGUUUCCAGCAAGCGUCGACAUACGGUGGCACUGGGGGCAGGCAACCGCAGCAACGUUGUCUCUCCAGCCAAUUCAUGAACGGUGGCCCAGGCAUGUCCCUCGGAAAUGGUACCAGUGCGCCGACAAAUGCGGCCAAUUACAACUAUCACAGCCCAUACUGCCAAAGUGCCGGCCAGUCACAUCACCACCACGGCCGCCUGCACAAGAGUCUUUCAUUUGCCUUCCAAACACCAAUCGUAGCCAAUGAGGACCGAGCUCAGCAGCACACGUUCCCGCAGCAGCCUUGCAGUCGGUAUGCUUCCGAUUACCCACCGCCUAGCCGAUGCUACUCCAGAUGCGAAGUACACAACCCAUCCCAGCGGGGAACACCGUCGCAUCAUCGUACCCCAUCGGUGACUGCAGUCCAUCAACCUGCAUCGACCGGAUACAGCAACGGACUGCAGAACAAUCCCUCUCGAAGUCGUAGUGUUCCGGAGGGGCUGGCCAACAGCCACCGGGGUGCGGGCGACUGUCACUGGAAUCACUGCCACUGGACCACCGCCAACGGGGUCAACUUUUGCCGGUCGACUCGGCCGAUCCAGGUGGUGGAACAGAUCACAACAUCCGUUUGACUAAAGUUUAAAAUAAUGCGUUUUUUCCUGUGCAUCUCGAUCCAUCUGCUGGAGGGAUUGUUUUCCUAAUUAGCUGCACCAGUAGGUAGGAGCAGCUCACCGUCUGAUUGUGCUCUAACUGUUGGAGGUGAACAGUAUCGACUGACACUAGUUUACACGCCGUGUGGAAAUGUACUUCAAAGUUUGAAAAUUCUGUGAACCGAUGGGUAUUCUACAUACUUUUUUUUUCUGUUCGGAAAGUUUCACCACUGUGAGAUUCUAUAGUUUAAGUUGUAAUUGGUAUCUAGUGCUGAACUACAGUUUUGUUUCGGAGAAUGUUUGCGCUAAAACAGCAACACUUUUAGGUCAUAAUAUAAGUUAAUAUAAUUUUCCAAAGAUAACUGCCACAUUAAUGAUACAUUCAUUUUAACUAGGCUUUUUCACAUAUGGUUACUGCUCCAUGUUCCUAUGUUCAUCACAUUAGAAACACAUCAAUGAAUAGGAAUUUGAUUUAUAUCUUAUUUUUGUGAUUUCUUUCAGCAGUUGAAAUUGGUGCUGCAUUUCUUUCUUUUGCAAUGAGAUGGAUGAUAUGAUGUUAGGUGAGAUAGAAAUGGAAACAGUUCCCUUAUUUGAAUGAAAUAUUGUAUUAGUGCUCUACGAUGGGAGAUAAAAAAAAUUGAAUAGAAAUAUCGGAGUUUUUUUCAUAUCCCGGUACUUUUAUGCAUGCCCACCUAAACGCAACAAUUCUUACAAAAGCGCAAAAUGAAAAUGUGUCGGCCUUAUUAUAAAAUUCCAUAUGCAGUCAGCGCCAAAAUUAAAAAUACAUCUAUUGGUAUUAAAUAUUAACUAAGUUUUAAAGGGGAAUAAAUUUACUAUGUGAUUUCUAUUAAUUAUUACUUUAUUUUGAAAUUUUGAUUAUCACAGUUUGACGAGUCUUUCAACUAAUUCAAGAGCUUAAAUUUCGAAAUGUGUUGUAUGUUGGACUUUUCACACUAUGCUUAUUCUAUCGACACAGUGGUACAUUACACUACAUUAUUUAUAUUAUUUACAGCCACUCAUUUCAAUAUUUAGCUUCUGCAAUGAGUUAUUAACAAAUGAUUACAACUUUUAACUUUCACUAAAUGAUCUGAACCAUCUUUGCGGGUCGCUGAAUUUGAUUCAGCUUAACACUAGCAUCGGUAUUGCUCUGUUCAACGGAUUCUGAAGACGACCACGUAAAAUAUAAAUUAUCAUCAUUAAAAAGCACGUUCAUCGAUCCAUAAAUCACUAACCAGGCAUGGUCCUAUUAUUUGAUAAAGGCUGACUGAACCGGAAAAUUGCGCAAACAUUUUAAUUCCUACGUAAACCUAAUCGAAAUAGAUGUGAUCAGUACACUAAAAUAAUAAUCAAUUGCAGAUGCCAAAGUGCUCGCAAAUUUUCGACCGGAACGAACAUGGUCAUAAUUACCGGGCGCAAAUAAAAUCCAACUUUCAACGAGGCGCACGUAAGUUUCAUUGAACUGGUAUUUAAAGCAUUUAGUCUGACUCGAUCUAAACACGAAAAAGAGAAAAAUGCGAGGACAGGAAAAAGCGUCAUUCUAAAUAAAUCGUGUAUAUAAUACAUUUUUGAAAGUAAUAGCUCAAAUAAUCCGUCGAAAAGGAUACCGCACUUUUUCAUCACCGUCGAACGAGAGCCAUGCGGGAACGGGAAUAUCCAAUCGGGCUCAAUCGUCAUGUGCACAGGAACAAAACGGAAAUAUGUCGUCAUUACUGGUAGGUAUUUAAACAAUUUCAAUCUCGAAUAAACUUCAAAGUGUGAACUCAAAAGCAGGUUUUGUAGCGUUCGUGUAGGUUAUUGUGAGUAUUGUUUUGUUAAGUUUUUUUUUAAAUCCUAGAACAUAGUAUACAGAAAACAUAAACAUUCUACAGAGAAAAAUUCUACGCCAAAGCGUGACUGUUUAUCACGACAAGAUAAUCGUUUUUUUAGACAUUAAGUGGUUGUUUUAAGGGAUGAAGUGGAUCAGAAGGGAAUCAAAUGCAGGAAUUGAAUUUGGUACAUAUGAAUUGCGUUUGGGAAACAAGCUGUGACUACAAUGAGGAAAUGCUAAGAAAGGAUGUUUUAUUGAAUAAAAAUUUUAAU